This is a messenger RNA of Chrysochloris asiatica (Cape golden mole), 738 nucleotides long. RefSeq names its product zinc finger protein 276 (gene ZNF276). Gene Ontology annotation, cellular component: chromosome; kinetochore. Lineage: Eukaryota; Metazoa; Chordata; Mammalia; Afrosoricida; Chrysochloridae. The transcript has 6 exons. The record is from RefSeq and is a predicted model, not a curated record. Gene Ontology annotation, biological process: regulation of transcription by RNA polymerase II. Gene Ontology annotation, molecular function: chromatin insulator sequence binding. Bases 1 to 729 code for a protein of 242 amino acids.
AUGAAGCGGGACAGGCUCGGCCGCUUCCUGUCGCCCGGGGCAGCUCGGCAGCGCGGGGUUUCUGGCAGGAAGAGUGAAGGCAAAGAGCCCAGGCGUGCUGAAGAACCCAAAACUCGAAAGAAACCAGGGCCCAAACCAGGCUGGAAGAAAAAACUUCGGUGUGAGAGGGAGGAGCUUCCCACCAUCUACAAGUGUCCUUACCAGGGCUGCACAGCCGUGUACAGGGGUGCCGAUGGCAUGAAGAAGCACAUCAAGGAGCACCAUGAGGAGGUCCGAGAGAGGCCCUGCCCACACCCCGGCUGCAACAAGGUGUUCAUGAUUGACCGAUACCUGCAGCGCCACGUGAAGCUCAUCCAUACAGAGGUUCGGAACUACAUCUGUGACGAGUGUGGACAGACCUUCAAGCAGCGCAAGCACCUCCUAGUACACCAGAUGCGCCACUCGGGAGCCAAGCCCCUGCAGUGUGAAGUCUGCGGGUUCCAGUGCAGGCAGCGAGCCUCCCUCAAGUACCACAUGACCAAGCACAAGGCUGAGACCGAGCUGGACUUUGCCUGUGACCAGUGUGGCCGGCGUUUUGAGAAGGCCCACAACCUGAAUGUCCACAUGUCCAUGGUGCACCCGCUGACACAAACCCAGGACAAGGCCAGGAGCCUGGAGACAGAGUCCCCUGGGUUGCUGGGUACCCCAGGGAUGGAGGAGGGCCAGGCUGUAAAGCCCGAGCCCACCUGAGACCACCAG